Messenger RNA from Cuscuta campestris, 1127 nucleotides. The record is from the annotation of a GenBank genome assembly. Lineage: Eukaryota; Viridiplantae; Streptophyta; Magnoliopsida; Solanales; Convolvulaceae.
GGUAGGGUUAAUACUCCGUACUCCUCCGCCUCCACCUUUCAUUUCCAAUCUCGUUGUCUCUCUCUUCUGUCUCCAAUCUCCAUCUCCGCCGCCCAUUUCUUUUUUGCCGAUCAUCUCUUGAUUUACGCUUGAAAUGGCAUUAUCCCGAAUCCACAUGUUGGUCUAAUUCUGCCUAGAACAUCUCGUGUGUGAAAAAUCUGAAGAUUAAAAGAACAUGGAUUGGGGCAGUGCAAGUUUCAUUCUGGCGUGAUGUUAUGAAGUUGGGUCAGUGGCAGUUUUCAAAUGUGAACUACUUGGCUAGAUUGUUUGUUUAUAUUGAGAUGUCAAGUACUGAAAUUUAUUUUGUCCAGAAGUUAUUGUAUAUGUUUCUAUAGUGAGAUUUAAUGAGUAGCUGCCAUGUGUACCAAAGUAUUAUUAGCCAUUGGAUGUUAAUUUCUGGCGGGAAAAUUGAAACAUGAAAUUGGAAUGGAUUCUCCAUCAGCUUUUAUAUAUAUAGUAGAUAUGGAUGAAAUGUCACCAAAGUAGGACACUCUGUCUUGUCAAUGCUCUAAAGACAUUGUGAAUUACGUCUAUGAGUGUGAUACUAAACAGUCUGUAAAACAUCGAGGAAGGGUUCUUCAGCAGCUACCCCAAAUCCUUCACCAUUGCUGAAACCACGAGCUAGCAUAUUACACUGCUUUUGAGUGGACUCAAGAUGAUAUCUGAAUAUGAAAGUUAUCGAAAGACUAUGCAGAACCAUCAAGGGGACUUUGGAAGGGUGAAGAUAAGUUUCUUUGAGGAAACCUUGGGACAAGAGAUGAGUCUAUCCAGUCCCUCUGUGAACCAACCAGGAUUCAAAGGGAGAUCCCAACACUUAAAAAUCCAUCGUGGCUUCUUGUUAAUUGAGCUUUUCUUUAUACUCUACAUCUGGACCAACGUCCUCGUUGGUCACGACCACGUUGGUCACGGCUGGCUUUCUCCAGGCCACCACUCCGUGGGCCACCACUCCGAGGUUGGCUCUGAUACCACUGUUACAGGCCAAACGGAAGAAUUCAACCCAAAAGACUAGUCUGAUAGGUGAGGGAACCCAUUUGGUCUAUAAACCCCACAUCAAUUGCCCAUACAACCGAUGUGGGACAAGUCCCAUA